This is a messenger RNA of Branchiostoma belcheri (Belcher's lancelet), 598 nucleotides long. Its product is annotated as trafficking protein particle complex subunit 1-like. Lineage: Eukaryota; Metazoa; Chordata; Leptocardii; Amphioxiformes; Branchiostomatidae. The transcript is spliced from 5 exons. Gene Ontology annotation, cellular component: TRAPP complex. Bases 53 to 490 code for a protein of 145 amino acids. The record is from RefSeq and is a predicted model, not a curated record. Gene Ontology annotation, biological process: endoplasmic reticulum to Golgi vesicle-mediated transport.
CGCCAGAUGUCGCUGUUAUCAUUGUAGGUGGGUGUGACAUCAUCAGAACAGAAUGACGGUGUUCAACCUGUACAUAUUUGACCGUAACGGGACCUGUCUUCACUACAGCGAGUGGAACAGGAAGAAACAACCUGGCAUGUCCAGGGAAGAGGAAUUCAAGUUAAUGUAUGGAAUGCUGUUUUCCAUAAAGUCCUUCAUUAGCAGACUGUCACCCACAGACUAUAAGGAUGGUUUCCUGAAUUACCAGACCAACAAGUACAAGCUCCACUUCUACGAGACCCCCAGCGGACUGAAGUUUGUGAUGAACACAGACCUGGCAGCAGGGAACAUGAGAGAAACACUACAUCAGAUCUACAGCAGUAUCUAUGUGGAGUAUGUGGUGAAGAACCCCCUGUAUGAACUGGGACAACCCAUAGAGAGCGAGUUGUUCAAGGCUAAGCUGGACAACUUUGUCCGAGGACUGCCCAUGUUUGCAACGAAGGCUUCAUGAUGACAGCAGACAUCAACAAUGUGACUGCUUACAAUGUGGAGCAAGUUUGAACUGUAAUUUCCAGCAGAAGAAAUUUUAUUGGACUUACCCAAAUUUUUUACUGUAUAA